CAAAAAGCUUUUGCAGCAGUGUAAAGUGUCUUCCGUAAAUAUUUGUUGAUAUUCUAUUCCACCCAUUAGUUUCUUAUCCUUCCCCCACACGAUUCUCCUCUCUUUCUGCUCUUGUUCACCUCCUUCACUCCACUUUACCUCGCUCCACCUCACUCCACUCCACUUCAUCCCACUCCACUUCAUUCCACUUCAUUCCACUUCAUUCCACUCCACUCCAUUCCACAUCUCUUUUUUUUUGAAAGACAAUGGUUGCCUAUGAACUACCUCCUAUUGGUCAUGCCCUCAGCGGAGGUGUAGCUGCUGCACUUGCCAAUAUGGUCAUCUAUCCUCUUGACAUGGCCACUACCCGUGUACAAAGCCAGUCCACUAAGGAUCCUUCAGAGUCUUCAGUAACAGGAUUGAUCCCUUUGCAGAAAACUGCUUCUGCCUCUGCCUCUGCUUCAAAUGAAACUGUGGAGCUUAUCGAGUUUAAACGUCCUCCCCUUCCAGAUUCCACUUCUUCUUCCUCCAGUACAACUGCUACCUCGUCUGAUAUCACAAUUGGAGAGGAUGGUCGUAAAAAGAAGAUCACUAAAACCACCAUCACCACCACCACUACAACACAUAAAGUUGCCUCCUCUUCUUCUCUCUCUUUAUCUUCUUCCACUUCCAGAAAAGUUCGUUACACCUCUGUGUUGGACGCGAUCCGUAAGACCUAUGCGACAGAAGGCUUCUCAGCCUUAUAUUCAGGUCUGGCCUCGGAUACAGUGGCCACGUUGACCUCCAACUUUGUAUAUUUCUAUGUCUACAUGGCAUUGAGACAAUACAAGGAGCAUCGUCGUCAAUCUGGUCAAUUAUCCACAGUUCAGGAAUUAUUUUUGGGAGCCGAAGCUGGAAUAAUUUCUAGAUUUUUCACAGCUCCAAUCCAUGUUGUCACCACGCGACAACAAGUCAUGGGCAGCAGCCUCGAGCAAGAAGGAAAAGGAGCAACACCAAAGUCAACGACUAAAGUUUCGGCUCGGUCGAUCAUUCAAGAGAUCUAUGCUCAGGAUGGUAUUACCGGUUUCUGGGCCGGCUAUGCACCUACAGUCAUUCUUUCAAUCAAUCCUUCAAUUACGUAUUUCCUCUUUGAGACUUUUAAAAAAUGGAUUCUUCAACAACAACUCAAGACUGUGAGCCGAACCAAUCCUAGCCCUUCAAAAUCCGUUUUGGCAGCCGCUGCCUCCUUGACAUCAUUACAAGUCUUUUUGAUCAGUGCAUUCUCCAAGGCCAUUGCAUCAUUUUUGACGUAUCCACUCAUUCUCACUAAAACUAAAUUGCAGACUAAGUCUGAAGAAGAAAAUCAAGUAGAUGAGGAGGCAUCGAUUGGUAUAGCAACAGUAGAUUCAAAAACAGGUGCAAUGGCAGCAGUAUCAGCAUCAACAGCAUCAGGGGGAUCGACAAGAAAGACAGUCAAGAAGAGCUUUAAUGGUAUCUCAGAUGUCUUCAGGACUGUCAUCAGGGACAAGGGUAUUGCAGGUCUCUACACUGGUUGCCAGGGUCAAGUCGUCAAGGGGUUCUUCUCCUUUGGUUUGAUGUAUAUGAUCAAGGAUCGCGUCGUCGCUUGGAUGCUCACACUCUUCUUGUCCAUCCACAACAUGAGAAAUCGUGUUACCUCUUCUUAAGGAAGCAACAGGUAGUUAGUACAGUUUAUAGAAUAAGGAUUGCAGCUCGCAUUUUCCUUUCCUUUUCAAUUUGUAUUUUUUUCCUCCUAAAUAAUCGUGAAUAAAGCCCCUAGAGAA
Molecule: messenger RNA, 1760 nt
Organism: Lobosporangium transversale
Lineage: Eukaryota; Fungi; Mortierellomycota; Mortierellomycetes; Mortierellales; Mortierellaceae
Product: mitochondrial carrier domain-containing protein
Exons: 1
Coding region: 246-1643 (465 amino acids)
Source: RefSeq, a predicted model, not a curated record